UCUCCGAGGUUCUGUAAUUCUUACAACAGAAGAUGAAGCUUUUAACUGUUACGGACUGGUGCGGAAAUAAAUCUGUACUGUAAUACAGUAGACGUUCAUUACACGUUUACUGGAUCACAAGUAGGAAUUUACCACUAUUACAUUAUGGUGUUUUAUCAGGAAUUAUCGGAAUAAAGAAAGAAAAGCCAGGCUGUACAAGAAAACGUUACAAUCUUUCAACCCAACAUCUGCUUGACGAUCCCACCGCUGACCUCUGACCUGUCAUAUGACAACAAACAUGGCGGUGAGGGGUAGCAUGUUCGCUGUCACCGCGGCUAAAGUAAGCUUAGUUUUCCUCAUUCUUCCCAACCUUUCGCGCCAAGACAUUGGUACUCUAGACUUGAACGGUGUAUGGUUAGCUAGCAACGGUGGCGGGGACAUUAACGUGAACGGCACGGUGCCAGGCUGCAUCCAUACCGACCUCAUGGCGGCAGGAAGAAUCGGGGACCCGUAUUUCCGUUUCAACGAUGUCGAGUACAGGUGGAUUGCCAAGGAAAACUGGAGCUACUCCCGCCAGUUUAACGUCACAGACCAGCUGCUGAAGCACGCAGAGGUCGUGCUGGUCUGUGAGGGUCUGGAUACUGCGGCUACAAUCACUGUCAACGGACACAACGUCGGCCAGUCAAAUAACAUGUUCAGAAGGUACACAUUUGACAUCAAGUCUGUGCUCCAGGCUGGGUUGAACACCAUCCAAGUUACGUUCCAGUCUGCCAUCAAAUAUGCAGCUGAGAAGAACAUGAGUCAUGCAGAUUACAUGGUUCCACCAGACUGCCCCCCUGCUGUACAGAAGGGUGAAUGUCAUCCCAACUUCAUCAGGAAGGAGCAGUGUUCAUUUAGCUGGGACUGGGGACCGGCAUUCGCAACGCAGGGAAUUUGGAAGAAUAUCAGCAUACAGGCCUAUGACAGUGCCGUGAUCAGAGAUGUACACGUGACACCAAAGAAAGGUGACGGGAAGACCACACUCUGGCUGAUCGAAGUCACAGUCUACAUGGAUGUCGCAAAAACAACAAAAGCACCCGUGACUGGUCUGGUCAGUGCACAGCUACAGGGCUUCCCAACCCUGUUUGUCAAGGACAAUGUCAAGUUGAAGUCUCCAAGUGACCAUCUCACUCUAACAUUGAAUGUGAGCUCACAAUUUAAGGUAGAAACUUGGUGGCCAGCAGGAUAUGGGAAACAAAUGUUAUACAAAGUGGGAGUGACCUUUGUGAGCACAGGAACUGGUGAAGUUUCAGCAAAGCUGGUGAAGCUUGGACUCCGCACUGUGGAACUUGUCCAAGAGCCUAUCAAAGGAUCCCCUGGUCUGAGUUUCUACUUCAAGAUCAACGAUGUACCAAUCUUCUUGAAAGGUUCCAACUGGAUCCCUGCUGAUGCCUUCAAGAAUCGCAUCACUACAGCAUACACCAGAAACCUGCUACAGUCUGCCGUUGAUGCCAACAUGAACACCCUGCGAGUGUGGGGCGGAGGGAUAUAUGAACACGAAGACGUUUACGACAUCGCUGAUGAACUCGGCAUCAUGAUAUGGCAGGACUUCAUGUUCGCUUGUGCCAUGUACCCAACAGAUGACGACUUUCUAGGUAACGUAGGUGAAGAGAUACAACAACAGGUUCUACGGAUCGGUAACCAUCCUUCCGUCAUAGCUUGGAGCGGCAACAACGAAAACGAAGCCGCCCUUGCGGCAAACUGGUACGGCACCGACAACACAACACAACUUCACGCCCUCUAUCGUGAAGACUACGUGAAGUUGUAUGUUAAUGUCACCAUGGCAACUGUCUGGUCCCUCGACAAAUCACGUCCCAACAUCACCUCGAGUCCGUCCAAUGGCAAAGAGACAGAAAACGAAAACUGGGUGGCUAAAAAUCCUUAUGAUAGUCACUACGGUGAUGUUCACUACUACAACUACAAAGACGACUGCUGGGAUUGGACAAAGUUUCCCAAGACGAGGUUUGCUUCUGAGUAUGGCUUCCAAUCAUGGCCUUCGUACCAAACACUGAAGAAGGUGUCGACCUCGGAUGACUGGACACUUGACAGUGACUUUAAUGACCACAGACAGCACCAUCAAGAUGGCAACACACAGAUGUUGGACCAGGCAAAGUUUCAUUUUGCUUUGCCGACCGGAGAUGAUCCCGUGCAGCAGUAUGAAGACAACAUCUACUUGUCACAGGUUGUCCAAGCUAUGUGCAUCAAGACUCAGACAGAGUUCUACCGAAGGAGUAGGAGUGAGAUCAUUGGUGGUGAAGGCCAUACCAUGGGUGCCCUGUACUGGCAACUCAACGACAUUUGGCAAGCACCAACCUGGUCAUCACUGGAAUAUGGAGGGAGGUGGAAAAUGCUCCACUAUUACGCUGCCAAGUUCUUUGCCCCGGUCAUGACUGUUAUCUUCGAGGACAAAGAACAGCUGAAGGUGUAUGUUGUGUCAGAUUUGACCACCAAACUCAGCCAAGUUACCCUACAGGUCCAAGUCUGGACAUGGUCUAGUUUCAAGCCUCUCAAAUCCUGGACCAAGACAUUCGACAAGGAAGGCAACUCAGCCGACAUGAUCUUCAACGAGGCGACCGCACAGUUCUUGAAAGACGCCGCGUGCACCAAACGUGAGGCGUGCUUCAUAACAUCCGGCCUGUUGGACUCCAAGCAGAAGCCGUACGGUCCCACCAACAGUUAUUACCUCACGCCUCUGAAGACAGCAACAGGGCUUGCAAAGGUUAACAUAACUGUCAGUAAGAUCACCUUGCUAACAGAUGCACCUACACCAGGCACUGCUAGUGCCUUACAGGUAGAACUGAAGACUACAGGUCCAGCACCGUUUGUUUGGCUGGAUUCAGGGGAGGUAGAGGGUAGGUUCUCGGACAAUGGUUUCUUGAUGAAUGUAGACACACUGACGGUUCAGUUUUAUCCGCUUUACAGUGUGAAAGCACAAGAUUUCGAGAAGGAAGUCAAAGUGCACUCACUAAUGGAUAUUUACAGAAAGUGAAGUUAGAUGUCAUUAGAAUUGUGCCGAAUCUUUGUUAUUUUGCACAUCAAGCAGGUAGCAUAUUUAGAUAAAGGCAUCCACUGCAGAUUUAGUGCUUGGAAACCAGAUUUUUCAAAGUCAAUAUUUAAGUCACUCAUCUACAUACUGAGUUGAAACAACACUGUCCCAAUGUAUAUGGACA
Messenger RNA from Branchiostoma belcheri (Belcher's lancelet), 3188 nucleotides. RefSeq names its product beta-mannosidase-like. The record is from RefSeq and is a predicted model, not a curated record. The coding region runs from base 266 to 3007 and encodes 913 amino acids. NCBI's taxonomy places the organism in Eukaryota, Metazoa, Chordata, Leptocardii, Amphioxiformes, Branchiostomatidae. Gene Ontology annotation, biological process: carbohydrate metabolic process; glycoprotein catabolic process. The transcript has 8 exons. Gene Ontology annotation, molecular function: beta-mannosidase activity.